AUGGCCGAAUUCGACCUUACCCGACGGAUGGCUCCGUUCUUGGACCUCCACUUGGUCAUCCCUCUGCUCGAAUUCAUCGAGCCCCGCCAGAUUUUCGAUAACGAUUCGAUGACCGAAAUCCAUCGUCAAGUGUUGAGGAAGACGAGAUUGGUCGACUCUCUCAAGAAUACCUACCCGGAAGAUGCUGUACCCGAAGAGGUGUCGAUCCGCCGUGCCCAGACCCUCGAGGAGCUGGAGGAAUUGAAAACCCAGGCUGACGCCGUCAUUGCGAUUCUUGAGACCGAAUCGGUUCGGGAUUUUAUCGAAUCGACCCGGGAUCGCGACAGCAAUCAAAAGAUCCUUGACUUUUUGAUCAGCAACCAUGGAUUCAAAACCGAAAUGUUGGACGUGCUUUUCAAGUACGGCAAAUUCCUAUACGAGUGCGGGAACUACAACUAUGCGUCGAUUAUCCUCUUCCAUUACAAGAAUCUGAUCCCGCAGCAUGACCCAAACUUCCUGGGCGCUCUUUACGGGAAAUUGGCCUCCGAGAUCAACUUGCAGGAAUGGGAACACGCCAAGGAAGAUUUGCUGAAGUUGCGUGCCUACAUCGACUCGAAUCCUUUUGAUUCUGAGUGGGAACUCAUUCAGCAGCGUGCAUGGCUGAUGCAUUUUUCGCUUUUUGUUUACUUCAAUUACGCGAAGGGACGUGACGAGAUUAUCGAACUUUUCUUGAACCAGCAGCCGUACCUCAACGCAAUCCAAGUUGCCUGCCCACAUUUGCUUCGAUACCUGGCUGUCGCCGUCGUCACAUCCAAGAAUAAGCAGAAAAACAGCUUGAAGGAUCUCAUCAAGGUCAUCGAUAUUGAGAGGCAUAAUUACUCUGACCCCGUAACCGAUUUCCUCACGUCUCUUUACAUCAAGUACGACUUCGAUGACGCCCAAUUAAAGCUUCGUCAAUGUGAAGGGGUCCUAUCAAACGAUUUCUUCCUUACCGCUUGCCUGGAUGAUUUCCGUGAAUCAGCCCGUCUUUUGACAUUCGAGAUGUUCUGUCGGAUUCACCAGUGCAUUUCGAUCGACAUGCUGGCACAACGACUCAACAUGAAAAAGGAAGAGGCGGAGCGCUGGAUAGUCGACCUCAUUAUUAAUUAUCGUAUCGAGGGCGCCAAGAUCGAUUCCAAACUCGGCCAGGUUGUGAUGGGCGUGAAAACGAGCAACAUUCAUGAACAGGUCAUGGAAAGUGCCGACCGACUGACGAAGCGAGCCCAAGCCCUGACUUUGCAAACGGAAAAAGUGCGUUCCGAUCGCGGCAGGGCGGCACAG
Messenger RNA from Mesorhabditis spiculigera, 1299 nucleotides. The record is from the annotation of a GenBank genome assembly. NCBI's taxonomy places the organism in Eukaryota, Metazoa, Nematoda, Chromadorea, Rhabditida, Rhabditidae.